This is a messenger RNA of Rhopalosiphum maidis (corn leaf aphid), 2745 nucleotides long. RefSeq names its product putative thiamine transporter SLC35F3. NCBI's taxonomy places the organism in Eukaryota, Metazoa, Arthropoda, Insecta, Hemiptera, Aphididae. The record is from RefSeq and is a predicted model, not a curated record. The transcript is spliced from 11 exons. Bases 486 to 1910 code for a protein of 474 amino acids.
UGCGGUCGCAUGCCAGGAGCGCGAAACGCAGAGAAAGACAGCUGGCGGGACGCGGAUCGGCGCGGACGGCGAGGUAGAGCGAGAGAGAAACGGGAAAGGAGAAAAACGGCGAAAUAACCGCUCGCUCGAGGUGCUAGGUGUGUGUAGUAGCACAGCAGUAUACGCGCGAGCCCGCUUUGCUGCAGUUUCGUGCACGGCGCGCGGUCACGUCGAACCAUACGCGAACAGGGUUACCGGGUCACCGUGUGGUCGGUAACGCGUACUGUGCACCGAUCGACACAAAAAUCAUAUCCGCAUAACAUACACGAGUAUAUAUUAUAUAGGUAUAGGUAUAUGCCGCACGUCAUGACGGAUAUUGUUCGACGCGACGCGAUCGACGACGACUACGACGACGACGACGACAACAACAACAACAACAACAACUGCUGCUGUGCGACAUCACCGCGCGAUGUGUAGACCGCAGUCGCCGUCUCGAUACUCGAGUGAUGAAGGUCGAAAACAGCGAUGUGCCCACCAUAUUCAACCCACGAAAGCCUAGACUUUCACAAAGCAACGCCGUGCUGACGUCAGACCACAGACCUUAUGGUCCUUUCUCGCAUGUGCUGUCCAGAAGCGAAUCUCUGUGUCAGCCUGAAGAUGUGGAACAGGUCGAACAGUGCCAGCGGAGGCAGUUGGGUGUGUUCAAAAGGCUGAAGAAUAAAUGUUGUUCGAAACAUGCGAGGAAGGUAUAUUAUGGUUUGUGCGUCACUUUCUUCGUCACCGCAUCUUGGGUGGGCGCCACACACGCCAUCAAGUACCUGUACAUGUAUCAUCCGACUAAAUAUCCGGUGCUCACAGGCAGCGGGUUUAAUUUUUCGUCCAUACACCAGCAAACGCUGAUGACGUACAACGCGCCAUUCUUCACCACGUGGUUUUGCACGAACUGGACGGUGCUGUUCUUCCCGCUGUACUUCUUCUGUCAGCUGGGCAGCCCCAACUACCAGACGCCCACCGACAUACUCGGCGAGAGCGUCCGCAACUUCCGGGACCGCGGGUUCACCGCCGCCCACUUCCUGACCAGGUGCUGCAUGUUCUGCAUGCUGUGGGUGUUCACCAACUACCUGUACAUACACGCGCUCAGCAUACUCGUGGCCACCGACGCGCUGGCCCUGUUCGCCAUCAACGUGUGCUGCGUGUACCUGCUGUCCUGGGUCAUACUCCACGAUCAGUUCGUCGGCGUCCGGAUUGUCGCUGUCAUCCUGUGCAGCACAGGAGUGGCUUUACUCGCCUACAUGGACGCCGGCAUUACGAACAAAAAGAAGACUAUGACCGGGGUUCUGUUAGCGGCUUUAGCUGCCGCCGGGUCAGCAGUAUAUAAAGUCAUGUUCAAAAAAAUGAUCGGCGAUGCUACUUACGGUCAAGUUUCGCUAUUUUUUUCGCUCAUAGGCCUGUUGAACGCCGCGCUUCUCUGGCCAGUGUGUUUAGUUUUGUACUUCUCCGAAGUCGAAAUACUUCAUUGGGACCGUUUACCUUGGAUGAUACUAUUAUCAGCCAGCACGCUGUCAUUGGUCGCUAACUUACUGGGAAAUUUGAGUGUUGCGUUCACUUACGACAUUUUCAUAACGUUUGGACUAAUCACCGCGGUUCCCGUGUCUGCAGCCAUUGACAUAACCAUACAUGAUGUACAGUUUUAUGGUAUGAAACUUGCUGGCAUCAUACUUAUAUCGAUCGGUUUCUUAUUGGUCAUGUUUCCUAACAACUGGCCAGAAUACAUUUUCCGAUUGCUCAGGAAUAUAAUACUACUGAGUCAUAGCGCUAGGUGGAGCCGGAAGAACCGGGGAUUGCCACCAAAUCCGCCCAAAGUGGAAAUCGACUACCGGACCGGGUACAUCAGGUCGCAUUUGCGAUCUCCGUCCGGUCGGGUCAGGUGACCGACUACUGACGUUAGUGCCAUUGCCGUUCACGCACCGCGGACGUCAACAACGUUAUUCGUCGCUAUCGAUAAAUUGGCCGGCAAACGUUGUAAUAAUAAUCAUAAUAAUAAUAAUUGGCAUAAAAAUUAUUCGUCGUAUGCGGUCGCAACAGUAUUUCGUAUGUUCCGAUUUCACUUUUUAGCUGUUUUACUUCUAUAAUAAAAUAUAUAAAUAAUAAUUCUUAGAGACAGUGUUUGAAUUAACAUCGGUAUAUUGGAAUGAACUACCAAUUCAAAUCAAUAGUCGAUACACGUACAUUGUUAUAAUUUGAUUUUAUGUGAUAAUCAGAAUUUUCGAAAUCAGAUCAAUUUUAUUAUUAAUCCAAUUCAAGCACACUUUAGAGGCAUAACAUUAAGACAUAUCCGUACAGCAGACUAGUAGUAAUAUAUAAAUUAUAAUAUUACAAAUUAUUCGUUGACAUUUUUGUAAAAUACGUUCGUGUUUCGUGUAUAUUGUAUAAAUAUACUAUAUUAUUGUGUACAAUUGUUAUUAUUAUCAUUAUUAUUAGGUACCUAUGUAGAUAAUGUUUGUCAACCGACAACGAAAUUGAACAAAAAUUUACAAUUUCUUUUGUUUCUUGUUUAAUAUAAAUAAAGCGUAAUAAACUCGCGUAUAAUCGUAUUAUAUAGAUACUUACAUAUUAUCUGUAUAAAAUCACGUUAAUGUAAUUUGUUAUGUGUUUCAAAAUGUAUACUUGUACCACGAAGGCGCGUAUUUAUAACAGAUUGCAGGAAACAUCUUGUGGAUUAAAAAGACGACAAUAUAUCCGUCCACGAGCAAUACCAUUAUAUUA